UCCGUCAGACGUGACGUCGCUGGUCCCCCGCUGAAAAACUUCACUCCGCACAAAGUUUUCAGAAAACAACGAGCCCCAAAAUACUCUCUGCGACCAGGAGCCUCGGAAUGUGCGGACAUUUGCACUUCAACACUGCAUCCCGCCGUCGAAAUGUUAGCACAGUUUCAUUUAAUCGACUCCGUGACUGUCGUGGCGACUGUUUUUGUAGCAGUGUUGUUGGCGAGAGGCUGCAUGUGUGUCAACGAGGAAGACGAUGAGGUCCUGGAGAAAAAACAGCUUAUGGAGUUCUACAAAAAGGGUAUGUUUAUCCUGGAGAGUGAGCCUCUGAAACGCUGCAUCAAAGUAGAUCGCUCUAACCUCGUUCUAGAGGACUGCGAGCGGCCCACGCGUCACAUGCUGUGGAAGUGGGUGUCCCGACAUCACCUCUUUAACUUGGGCACCAGCACGUGCCUGGGCCUCAACAUCUCCGACACAACGCAGCCUCUGGGCAUGUUUGAGUGUGACAUGGCUCUCCCGGUGCUGUGGUGGCGCUGCAGUGGAAACAUGCUGUACGGCGCUUCACAGUGGAAGGUGGCUGUGGCUGGACGUUUGGUGGUGGUAAAGAAAAACACCUAUCAUGAGUGGAAAAGGUACAACACCCCCAAAGGAGGGCCCUGCUCAUAUCCAUAUGAAGAUAUCCACACUUUGUUGGGAAAUGCACAUGGCAUGCCUUGCGCUUUGCCCUUUAAAUACAACAACAAAUGGUACUCUGAGUGCACAACUGAGGGGCGAGAGGACCAUCUUCCUUGGUGUGCUACCACCACUCGCUAUGAUGAGGCAGAAAGAUGGGGCUUCUGUCCGGUGCAAGAUACUAGUUGUGAGCGUUUUUGGGAGUCAAACCAGGAGCUGCGUGCGUGUUACCAGUUCAACCUGUACACCAUCCUGACCUGGAGCCAGGCGCUGUCCACCUGCCAGGCUCAAGGGGGAAAUCUGCUCAGCAUCACCAGCCUGGCAGAGCACAGGUACAUCACAGAUCGAAUGGCAAGUGUUGGAGCGAUGGUGUGGAUCGGGCUGAACCAUUUAAAGGAUAGACGGGGGUGGCAGUGGUCUGAUGGAGCACCUCUAUCACUGGUCAAUUUCACUAAAACUCUGCCUGCCAGCCCGCUGAAGGACGACCGACAGUGUGGGGUGUACAACUCCGCCUCGGAGGGUCACUGGCAGAGUCUGUCCUGUGAGUCCGCUCUGCCUUACAUCUGUAAGAAGACGCCUAACGACACCCGCAUAGCCGAGCCACUGGAGAACUGGCAGUAUAUCCAAACAGAGUGUGCUAAUGGCUGGUGGCCUCAUAAUGGUUUCUGCUACCGGCUGCUGUCAGGGACUGAAGCAGGGAGCUGGGAGGAGUCUUCCCGGGCCUGUGUCUCUCAGGGGGCAAACCUCACCAGCCUUCACUCCCUGUCAGAGAUGGAAAUGCUGCUCAGCCUUCUGACUAACUCUUCCAGUGACAGUGAGGAGGCUUGGAUUGGACUUUGGAAACAGGAAUUUUCUCCAACUGUAGAGUGGUCUGAUGGUUCACCAGUAACUCUCACUUUCUGGCACCAGUAUCACCCCCCUCCCAACCUGACGGAUGCAUCCCUUUGUGUCAAAGCAGACAGGAAGGAGGGUAACUGGCUCAUAGGGGCAUGUGAUGAACGGCUGCCAGCUGUGUGUAGAAAAGAAAGCCAGAAUCCGGAUCAUCAGCCUGGAACCUGGGAUGAAGGGUGUCCUGAGGGCUGGAAACGGCAUGGACACUCCUGCUUCACGGUGACGAGCCAUGAACAGAACUAUGAGGAUGCAGUGAUGGGAUAUUACUGCAGGGCUCCUCUCCUUACUGUGGAAAACAGGUUUGAACAGGCGUUUGUCAACAGUUUGCUGAGUGAGAGUGGAACAAACAGCAGCAAGUAUUACUGGAUCGGCCUCUCGGACCAGGAGAAGGGGGGAGAGUACAGCUGGCUUCCUCUCAAUGGCUCCUCGCUGCCUCUCACCUUCACAAACUGGAACAAACACCAGCCAGUCAGUACUGGCGGAUGUGUUGCUAUGUCAGGCGGCCCUGCUUUGGGUCACUGGGAAGUACAAGACUGCAAGUCCCACAAGGCCUUGUCAGUGUGCAAGCAGAGCAUCAGCAGCUACCACGAUGUCCAGCUGCCAGAGCACCACAUUGAUGCCUACGCCCCCUGCCCUCCAGGGUGGGAAUCACACGCUGGGAUGCUCCACUGUUUUAAGGUGUUCCACGAUGAGAAAGUGCUGAUGAAGCGUUCCUGGGUGGAGGCGGACUUCUUCUGCCAGGCCCUCGGGGCGCAGCUGGCCAGUUUCCUCCACUAUGAGGAGCAGGUGUUUGUUAAGCUGCUCCUCAGUACCAUGUUUGAAGGAACAGAGGGUCGCUGGUUCUGGGUGGGCUUUAAUAAGAGAGACCCUGAACAUCCCGGAGCCUGGGAGUGGUCUGAUGGUUCUCCUGUGGAGACGUCCUUCAUAGAGGAUAAGAACGAUGAGGAUGACCGGAGGGACUGUGCUGUGUACAGCGACCUGACCAACGCUCUAAUGCCGCAGCCCUGUGAGGCCAAACACGAGUGGAUCUGCAAGAUGUCCAGGGGGGAUAAACUGAUGAAACCCUAUUGGUACAAUGAGCAGAGCGAGCCCUGGGUCUUUUACCAUGGAGCGGAGUACCUGCUGGCGAAGCAGCCCUUUGACUGGGACUCCGUGUCUCUGGCCUGUCAGAUGAUGGGAGCCUACCUGCUGUCCGUGCACUCCAGAGAGGAGCUGCACUUCGUCAAGGAGCGCCUGCACAGGCUCUCCCUGGGCCCGACAGAGUGGUGGAUCGGCCUGUCCACUGGGCAGCCUGGAGAGGGGGCCAGGUGGAGCGACAAGACAGAGGUAGACUUUGAGAACUGGGCAGACAGGGGAGCCGGUGGGGGCGCAAGCAACAGGAUGUGUGUCACCAUGUCCUCUUCAACAGGGAAGUGGUCGGAGAGUAAAUGCAGGGAUAUCAACGGCUACGUCUGCAAGAGAAAGACUGUGUCUGUGGUGGAGACUCCCAGGGAGCCGCACUACAUCGGAGGAUGUCCGGAGAAAUGGCUGUACUUUGGACACAAGUGUCUCCUGCUUCACAUCAUUGACAGCCCAAAGGAGGGAAAGAGCUGGAAGGAUGCCCGGUCCAUCUGUUCUUCCUUCGAUGGUUCGUUGGUGGCUAUCGAAGACGAGAUUGAACAAGCAUACAUCACCAUGUUGCUCCAGGGAAGCUCUGUCGGUGUGUGGAUUGGUCUGCGGGAUGAGGACACUAUGAAAUGGACCAAUGGGAAAACAGUCAGUUACACCAACUGGUCUCCAAUUGAACCAAAGAGCUACCUCACUGAAAAUGAGUGGCUCAGCGGAUUUACUGAUGAGCCGUUGUGCACUGUGCUGUCCAACAAUCACAACUUUCACCUGACAGGGAAGUGGUACGAUGAGAAGUGCAGUGAGAGCGGGUACGGCUUUGUUUGUCAGAAAUCUCAAGAUACAUCCAAACCCCCCACCCAUUCCUAUCUUCACCCUCUCCCUGACAAUAUUGAGUACAGCAGCCGCAGCUACAAAGUUGUGUCCGGCAACAUGAGCUGGUACGACGCGAUGCAUAUGUGCAUAGAGAAUGAUUCUGACCUAGUGAGCGUUACAGAUGCCUACCACCAGGCUUUCCUUACUGUCCUUGUCAAUAGAUUGGCAGUCCCCCACUGGAUUGGACUAUAUAGUCAAGACAGUGGCAUCAAUUAUCAGUGGUCAGAUGGCAGCGACACAGUGUACACACACUGGGACGCGGACGAAGACGAUGACGACUUUGUGACGGGAGAGUGUGUGUACAUGGACGUGACCGGAGGCUGGCGCAGAGCUGACUGUGAAACUCCGCUACCAGGAGCCCUGUGUCAUGUUCCCCCACCAAGCAGUAAACCAUUUAUCUCAUAUGAGUUGGAGUGCCCCUCAACAUGGGUGAAAUUCGGACAUGGCUGUUACAGCUUCGAGCCUGUGGUGCAGAAACUCACAUUUGAAGAGUCAAGAGAGCACUGCAGGCAGAAAGUAAACACCUCGGAUGUCCUGACCAUCGAGAGUGAGACGGAGAAUCGUUUUGUUCUGGAGCAGCUGUGGACGUCGGGGUUCCUCCACCACACUGUGUGGUUGGGGAUGUACUUUAACAUUGACACUGAUUCUAUGGCCUGGGUAGACGGGUCACCCAUAGACUACACCAACUGGCUCAACCAGGCCCCGGACCCCAAGCUGCUGACCGCUGACGCCUGUGUCACUACCAGGGUGGUGGAUGGAGUGUGGCACCUGUCCCAGUGCAACGAGAGGCUCGGCUUUGUAUGCAAAACCACCUCAGAUAUAAUUACCGAGGUGGAAGUGGAACCGCUGAAUGGUUUACACCAUGGUGUCAUCCCCGCUGCGGUGCUAGUGGCUGUUCUAAUCUUUGCCCUGCUGGCAGGAGCGAUGUGGUUUGUGUACAAGAGGAGCGCUUCACGUUUUCGCAGGCUUCCUACACUCGGCAGCGCUUAUUACAGACAAACCAGCUCACAGGCCACAGAGUCGGAUGGAAAUGUGCUUAUUACAGACCUGGAGGCUCCCUCAGGAGAAUAGCACUCAAUGAUUUCCUUUAGGUCUCUGUCCGUCUCUCACAAUUUCACCAUCAGGUAUGAAUGCCACAUGACUGUACAGCUGUGAAUCCUCAGGACAGUGGUGACAUGUUGACUUUUCCUUCUGUAAUUAGAAAAUGUGCUUGAAGGAACCACAGUUGGUCGCAACAGUUUGCAAUUAUUCAAAACGUUUAAAUGAGACAAACCUAUGAGAAGAUUUUGGUUGUUUGACACUGAAGAGCCAACAUUGAAAUGUCAAGACUAACAAAGUUCACAUGAGUGAGUGUGUUGAAGAAGGGAUGUUUGAGAGCUUAACAAAUGUUAGAAGAGGUACUGAACACUUGUUCUAUGCUUGUUAUAAUUCAAUUGUAUAAGAAUUUAAAUAAGUUACAAUUGGUAAAAACGGUAUAAAGGAAAAUGAUGAUGAUUUGAAUAAUGCAGAAAGGUUUUCUCAACAAGGUUCAAACAGGUACUGUAAAAGAGAAUAUUGGUUUACUUGCCAAAUGUAUUUUCCAUUGACAUAAAUAAAAGACAGAUUGAUGCCAAAAUAGAAACUACAGUCAUAUUUGUGAUACAAUUUUGUGUAUCUUGUUUAGAAUUCAGGAGUUGUUGGAGCUGCGCACUUGGUACAGCAAUGUUGUCAGUAUUACUUUUGUAUUUGUAUUUUAUUUUUUUAAGUAACCAUGCUGUAUAUAGAUAAAAAAAAGUGUCCUUUUAUAUGUUAAAGACUAACAGAAAAUGUGUAUGGCAUAACUGAUGAUUGGAUUUGCUCUCAUUUUCACUUUUGUCUUCUGAUGCAAAACAAAAUGUAAUGUAUAUUUGCACAAUUUUCUUUGUGUUUUAAUAAAUCCAAGUUAGGCCUAAGA
Messenger RNA from Trematomus bernacchii (emerald rockcod), 5473 nucleotides. RefSeq names its product phospholipase A2 receptor 1 (gene pla2r1). The transcript has 30 exons. Gene Ontology annotation, molecular function: signaling receptor activity. The record is from RefSeq and is a predicted model, not a curated record. Lineage: Eukaryota; Metazoa; Chordata; Actinopteri; Perciformes; Nototheniidae. The coding region runs from base 151 to 4611 and encodes 1486 amino acids.